This is a messenger RNA of Lactuca sativa (garden lettuce), 918 nucleotides long. RefSeq lists its product as uncharacterized. Lineage: Eukaryota; Viridiplantae; Streptophyta; Magnoliopsida; Asterales; Asteraceae. Gene Ontology annotation, molecular function: nucleic acid binding. The record is from RefSeq and is a predicted model, not a curated record. Gene Ontology annotation, biological process: DNA integration.
AUGUCGCUCAAUAUGUCAAGGAGUGUGAUUCAUGCCAAAGGUCGGGAAAUAUUUCAUCCUGAAAUGAGAUGCCCCAAAAUAGCAUUCAAGUUUGUGAGAUAUUUGAUAUAUGGGGGGAUUGACAUUAUGGGACCUUUCUCAAUGUCUAAGGGAAAUAAAUAUAUAUUGGUGGCAGUAGAUUAUGUAUCCAAAUGGGCGGAAGCACAAGCAUUACCUUCUAAUGAUGCUCGUGUGGUGGUACACUUCCUAAAGAAAUUGUUUUCAAGAUUUGGUGUUCCUAAGGCUCUAAUUAGUUAUCGGGGAACGCACUUUGCAAAUGAUCAAUUAGCUAAGGUGUUACAAAAAUAUGGUGUACACCAUAGGUUUUCAACAAUAGCAUCCACAAACAAGUGGGCAAACCGAAGUUACAAAUCGGGCAUUAAAACGUGUAUUGGAGCGAUCGGUUGGAGGUUGGUCUAUGGAAAUAAUUGCCAUUUGCCGGUUGAAAUCGAGUAUAAAGCAUUUUGGGCUUUGAAAAUUCAUAAUUUUGAACUAAACGAACUUCGUGCCAAUCGAUUGAUGCAAAUGAAUGCCCUUGAAGAACAUAGAAAUGAAGCAUACACUAGUUCAUUAAUAUAUAUGGACAAGACAAAGAAAUGGAAUGACAUGAGACUAAAAGGUCAUAAAGAUUUUCAGGAAGGAAAAAAGGUGCCACUCUUCAAUUCAAGGUUAAAGCUUUUCCUAGGAAAAUUACAAACUAGGUGGGACGGGCCUUUUGUUGUUAAACAAGUUUUCCCACAUAGAGCUAUUGAGCUUAUAUCAAGAGACGGAAUCCCUUUCAAAGUUAACGGACAUAGAGUGAAACAUUAUGAAGAAGGAAUGCCAAUUGAAGAAAAAGAAGGGGAAAUCCUCACAUUCACACUAGCUGAAACAACUUGA